Molecule: messenger RNA, 306 nt
Organism: Fusarium musae
Lineage: Eukaryota; Fungi; Ascomycota; Sordariomycetes; Hypocreales; Nectriaceae
Exons: 2
Coding region: 1-306 (101 amino acids)
Source: RefSeq, a predicted model, not a curated record
AUGUCUCCCACAAGACCAAGCCUACCAAGGCUCAUCACCGACUUCUCCCACGACUCACCAGACCAACUCAUAGAAGCAAUAGCCUCAACACUGUCAAUAUCCCUCGAAGACAUUCUUCUCUUUGAUUCAUUCACCGAACUAGGCGGCGAUGAAGAAGCAGCAGAACUCAGGUUUCGAUAUCAAAAGCGACGACAUAAUGGCGUGCCAAACACUAGCCGAGCUUCAGACAAGAUGCACCCCGAAAUCCAACGUCAGGUCAAACUCGGUAGAGUCUUAUUCCUCGUCUUCGUCCAGCGCAAGUGCUAG